CAACUCUCUGCUUGAUUAGACUCAUCGUCUGUGCAAUAACAAUGAAGCUCUUACUGAUUUUGGCUUUCUUGUCGCUCUUGUCGCAGGAAACCAGCUCACAGGACAUCAUGGCUCCUAGCAUGAACAUUCUCACUGAGCUGAUAUCCAUUAAGGCAAGAAUGAAAGCAAUGGAGGAGGAAAUAACUGAGCUACGGAGACUGAACAGUGAGCAGGCAACUCAGCUGGAAAUUCUGAACGCCUCACACUACAGGAUGGAGGAUCUGCUGACAACAAACAAAGACCUCAGAGUGGCUUUUUCUGCAUCCCUGCUGACCUCUGUUGGACCCUCAAACGUCGGACCUUUCACCACUACAAACACGCUCAUCUAUAAACACGUCUUUCUAAACAUCGGAGAGGCGUACAACCCAAACACAGGCAUUUUCACGGCUCCUCUGAAAGGCGCUUAUGUGUUCCGAGUUUUUUCCAAAAUGAUCACAGACACACAGACACACAGUGUGACGGCCGGUCUGUUUAAGAAUGACCAGCACAUGUUCUCCACUCACGCUCACAACAGCGGAGGAUUUCACAGCUCGUCUAAUGGAGCCACUCUGCCGCUGGAGAAAGGCGACGCUGUCAGCGUACGUCUUUAUGCCGGAAGCUGGAUUUUCGACAACGGAGAGCAUCAUCACAGCUCGUUCAGCGGCCAUCUGCUUUUCCCACUGUGAAGAAGGAAAAGUUUCAGGGCAACACACAAGGCUCUGGUUCGGACAUUUAGGGGGGAUGAGUAGCUAAUUAGUAGUAAAUAGAUCAUAAUGUUUCUUGUUAAAUGGAUCUAAAAUAGAGGGGAAGAAAAUAAAAGAAUCCUUCAUCUAAACGAGUCAUAGCAGUUGUGAUGCUUUGUUUGUUUUGUUGAUGCUUUGUUGUGUUACAACUCAUUAAUGUGCAAAAUGCAGUAAUAAUGUACAAUGUGUUCAAAUAAAUUGCAAAAGAAUGCUAAACAUAUACAUAUACUAUAGUGAACGGCCAAAAGUAUGUGGACCCCUGAGCAUCACACCCACAUGUGGUUGCAGCUCAGCA
This is a messenger RNA of Hemibagrus wyckioides, 1056 nucleotides long. Its product is annotated as cerebellin-3-like. NCBI's taxonomy places the organism in Eukaryota, Metazoa, Chordata, Actinopteri, Siluriformes, Bagridae. The record is from RefSeq and is a predicted model, not a curated record. The transcript is spliced from 4 exons. Bases 42 to 704 code for a protein of 220 amino acids. Gene Ontology annotation, molecular function: protein binding.